Dioscorea cayenensis subsp. rotundata (Guinea yam) is the source of this 1652-nucleotide messenger RNA. RefSeq names its product phosphatidylinositol-glycan biosynthesis class X protein-like. Gene Ontology annotation, cellular component: endoplasmic reticulum membrane. NCBI's taxonomy places the organism in Eukaryota, Viridiplantae, Streptophyta, Magnoliopsida, Dioscoreales, Dioscoreaceae. The record is from RefSeq and is a predicted model, not a curated record. The coding region runs from base 635 to 1345 and encodes 236 amino acids. The transcript is spliced from 9 exons. Gene Ontology annotation, biological process: GPI anchor biosynthetic process.
UUCCUUACCCCAACCAAGCAAACCCUCAGUAGAAAUUUCGUCUCAGUUCUUGUUUCACGUCUCUUGCGAUUUCCUUCUUUUUUCUUUGAUUUUGAUCUCUAUAUACCCUAAUUUGGCUUCUCUGAUCCAAUCCGGUGAUCCCAAUACCGGAAACCCUAGAAAUGCAGCAGCAGCAGGCUCUGAUGCAUCAGGCGUUGCUUCAGCAUCAGCAGCAGUCGCUUUAUCACCAUCCUGGUCUUCUAGCUGCCCCUCAGGACUCUCCGACUAGAAACCCUAAUCUUGACACCUGUUGCCGUUGCUGGCAAUGGUGGUCGUUCGCCGUCCCCUCAUCGCCGGACCUUAGGCUGUUGAUGUAGCAGUACAACCAUGGCAGACAAGCUGCUGCAAAGGGAAGCCAUUUGCCGACAUUGAGAGGAAGGAGGCCUAAUUGGUUCACGCUAAGGACCAAAUUCUCUAGCUUGAGCGCAGGGGAUUCCAGGUGCUAUUAUUCAGAAUUUUGACCUUAUCAACCUCUGGAGCUCUUUGCCUAACCUUAGGGACAUACAAGACAGCCCUGUUUCUUUGUAAAUCAGUACAAUUUUCCGAAAGUGCCUUGUUACUCAAAAAGUUAAAUGAUACAAAGACUGGAAGCAUAAUGUUCCUUAAUGCUGCAAAUUUUUCAUCAUCGAUUCUCUUUUGGAGAUCCAAGGUGUUCUUGUUUCUCUUAUGGGGCAUUGUUUCUCUCAAGGUGGAUAGUUUUGGUCUGCAGAAUGAUGUUAAACAUAGUCAUCCAAACAUUGUUAUUGAAUUGCCAUGCUUCCAAAAGUAUCUCACUGGCUAUUUCUAUGAAAAACAUGGGCAAAUUCUUGAAUCUGAUUUUCAUGGUUUAGCUCAAGAGGUUGGUUCAGAUGAACUAGACAGAAGUCUAGUUCAUAGUUUGAAGGAUGUGUUUGGAUUCUCAGAGCUGAACCGGCACCUGAUUGGUGAAGGUUCUCAUAGACGUCUUGUCACCAAUUUCAAGUUAAAUAUCAAGCCAGAUGACAUGUCAUGGUUGAACAAUCAUUACUGUGAAGUAGUUGUUAUUGAACGAUUCCCGAUUGGGGUCUUUGCCGAUCCAUUUGAGCUUCAGCAUCUUGUUGAGCAUCAAGUUUUCGUUGAUGUUGCUGUUUUUGGAGACACCAAUUUGGAACUUCCCUCCGCACUUUCGAAUAAGUCUGUUGUUGAGGUCCACAUGAACACUACACAUAAUGUUCUAUCAAGACAAAGUGAGAUCACUGUGGAACUACCAUUACAUGCUAGGUAUCCGCCCCUUGAUGUUGCUGGUUACACCAAGAUUGAAUUCGGUCAACCAGAUUUGCUUAUGUGAUGCAAACCUCAAGUUAACCAGCGUGAUUUCUGUUCAUGGAUACUUACCGGUUGGAGUGAUGAUUCUCAUAAAAACGGCAUUUUUUGGUUGGUACCAUGUGGUAACAUGGAACACACAACUCUUGUAUCCAGCAUUACUUUCAUUUCAGCACUAGUAUCUGCUCUUUUGAUUGUUCUUUCGGUUAUAUACCGCUCCACCAAUGAAGAUAUGAAAAACUCAUAGUUACAUUUCACUUCAAAAUUUUGUGUGGACUUUUACAGUGGAAGCUACAAGUUUAGCAAUGUAUUUGAUUCUAAUUCUUAUUUCA